AUGCCAGUUGGUCAUCCUAGAUGCCAUGCUUUCACUCUUCUCAGGUAUCUCUGCACUUCGUCACAGAUCUUACCCCCUACCAUAUAUGCUCUAUCUACAGCACCUGGUAGAUCUGCCAUAGCUAUAAUCAGAAUUUCUGGCCCGGCUUCCACCUACAUUUAUCAAAAGCUGACGGGGCUCAAGACAUUUCUAAAGCCAAGGCUGGCAACUGUUAGAAAGCUUUACAAUCCUUUACUUUUAGAUAAAGGCAAGAGAAGCUUUUUGGAUGAGGCUCUCUGCCUUUAUUUCCAUGCUCCUAAUUCUUACACAGGUGAAGACUGUUUAGAAUUACAGGUGCACGGAGGUAAAGCCGUCAUUGGCUCAGUCAUUAAGGCAAUCUCUCUUCUACAUUCGGUAAAUAUGCCUAUUCGUUAUGCUCAAAGAGGAGAGUUUUCCAAGAGAGGCUUUCAGAAUGGACGCUUUGAUCUUACUGAGGCUGAAGGUAUCAACGAGUUGAUCAAUGCUCAGACUGAAGUGCAAAGGGUUUCUGCUUUAAGUUCUAUGAAGGGUGAAGUCCGGGAAUUAUUUCACCAUUGGAGGAAGCAGAUUGUAAAUAAUGUUGCAUUAUUGACUACCAUCAUCGAUUUUGGUGAAGAUCAUGAUAUUGACCAGGUUAACAAUCUAUUCGAUAAAGUAGACCAGAACAUCUCGAAUUUGCAAUCCGAAGUGUCCAAUUAUCUAGAAAGGACUCGGAAGUCACAAAUUCUUAUGGAUGGAAUUAAAAUGACUUUACUUGGACCUCCUAAUGCUGGCAAGUCUUCUUUACUUAAUAUUCUAGCGGAUGACGAUAAGGCCAUAGUUAGUAGUAUAGCAGGAACUACUAGAGACGCCAUUGAAAUUCCCCUUGCGAUACACGGAUAUAAAGUGGUUGUCGGAGAUACUGCUGGAAUUCGUCAUGCUACUAACGAGAUUGAAAGAGAAGGCAUUAAACGGGCCAAGACGAGGUCUCGGAAUGCCGAUUUAAAUUUAAUCAUUAUUCCGGCUGAUCUAUCUGGAGAUAUAGACCAAGUUCUUCUUGAUCAUAUCGUCGAUAUUAGUGAUAAAGAACUCUUGAUUAUAGUGAACAAAUCCGAUUUGCUGACAUCGGAAACGGAUAGAGUUAGCUUACUGAGCAGGAUAAGCACCAAGUUUGACAUCCCUCCUGAUCGGUUUAAAUUCAUUAGUUGUAUUACACACGAUGGAAUAAAAGAGCUUACACAACAACUUGAAUCAAAAUUUAGACAGAUUACUUGGACGGAUCGUGGUGAAGAUCCAGUUGUGAUAUCCAAAAGAGCCCAGGAUAUCCUUUCCAACGAUGUUCUUCACGGCUUUAUAGACUUUCACCAGUUCAAAGACGGGGAUGACAUUGUAUUGGCCAUGGAAAGUUUGAAAUUUAGUAUGGAAGGUAUAGGAAAGAUCACUGGUGAGGCUAUUGGGGUCGAGGAGAUCCUUAGUGUUGUAUUUUCUCAGUUCUGUAUAGGCUGGGCCGCUUUUGGAAUAGGUGCUAGAGCACUACAGAUGGGUAUUAGACAAGCCCCACUUACAUACUAUCCGAUGGCAUACGUCUAUUCUGCCGGAUUCUGGGUUGGCUUUGGCUAUAUGUUCGAUUCCUGGGUUGACAAGAACAACAACCUUCUAGAAAUGAGGAUGGACAAGUUACACAAGUCCAGAGAGGCUGCAGAGGCUAAAUAA
Molecule: messenger RNA, 1710 nt
Organism: Brettanomyces nanus
Lineage: Eukaryota; Fungi; Ascomycota; Pichiomycetes; Pichiales; Pichiaceae
Exons: 2
Coding region: 1-1710 (569 amino acids)
Biological process (GO): tRNA methylation; tRNA wobble uridine modification
Cellular component (GO): cytoplasm; mitochondrion
Molecular function (GO): GTP binding; GTPase activity; protein binding
Source: RefSeq, a predicted model, not a curated record